Molecule: messenger RNA, 1149 nt
Organism: Huiozyma naganishii CBS 8797
Lineage: Eukaryota; Fungi; Ascomycota; Saccharomycetes; Saccharomycetales; Saccharomycetaceae
Gene: TFG2
Product: transcription factor IIF subunit TFG2
Exons: 1
Coding region: 1-1149 (382 amino acids)
Biological process (GO): transcription by RNA polymerase II; transcription initiation at RNA polymerase II promoter
Cellular component (GO): transcription factor TFIIF complex
Source: RefSeq, a predicted model, not a curated record
AUGUCUGCUACUAAGGAUGAUGGUUAUAGAUCACAAGAGGAGGAAGUGUUCGAUGGUAACGAUAUCGAAAACAACGAGGGGAAGGUGUACGAGGAAUCUUUGGACUUGGAUCUGAAUCAGGCAAAAAGACAGAUUUGGCUGGUCCGUUUGCCGAUGUUUUUGGCCGAGAAGUGGAGGGACCGUAACAACUUACACGGGCAAGAGCUUGGUAAGAUUCGCAUCAACAAGGACGGGUCCCAGAUAAAGCUUGUCCUCAAUGAGAAUGAUGAUGAUGCUAUCCCGCACGAGUAUGACUUGGAGUUAACCAAGAAGGUUGUUCAAAACGAGUACAUAUUCACAGAACAGAACUUGAAGAAAUUCCAGCAGAGGGAGAAAGAACUGGCGGCGGACCCUGAGAAACAGAGACAGGCGUAUUUGAAAAAACAGGAGCGUGAGGAGGAGUUAAAGAAGAAGCAACAGCAACAGAAGCGUAGAAACCAAAGAAAACGGUUCAACCACAGAGUAAUGACAGAUAGAGACGGUAGAGACAGGUAUAUCCCCUACGUGAAGACAAUACCAAAGAAGACUUCGAUUUCUGGAACCGUGUGUCACGAGUGUCAAGUCAUGCCAUCGAUGAACGAUCCAAACUACCACAAAAUUGUCGAGGCGAGAAGAAACAUCGUGAAACACAACAACAAGGAGAGGAUCACCACGUUGGACGGAACUGUUGGUGUCACGAUGUCGCAUACAGGUAUGUCGAUGAAAUCGGACAGCUCAAAGUUCUUGAAGGUUGGGCGUGAGAAGACAAAGAACAAUACCAAGUCGAUCAGAAUGCCUAAGAAGGAGAUUCUUGACUACUUGUUUAAAUUGUUCGAUGAAUAUGAUUACUGGUCUUUGAAGGGUUUGAAAGAACGUACGAAACAACCAGAGGCGCAUUUGAAAGAAUGUUUGGAUAAGGUGGCGAUCUUGGUGAAAAAGGGUCCAUACGCCUUUAAGUAUACUUUGAAACCUGAAUACAAGAAGUUGAAGGAGGAGGAAAGGAAAGUUACGCUGGGCGCAUUGGCGGAUGAGACACAGUCUGGUGAGGGGAGUACAAGCCCUAGCCAAAACAAUGGCGAUAAUGAGGAGGAUGAAGAGGAGGAUGAGAUUGAAAUGGAGGAUAUCGUAUGA